GGCAGGGAUAUAAUAGAAGAGUACGUUGAAGAGAUGGAAAAGUUGUCAUUUAAGUUAAUGGAGCUUAUAGCUUUGAGUUUAGGGCUUGAAGCAAAAAGGUUUGAGGAAUUUUUUAAGAAAGAUCAAACUAGUUUUCUUCGUCUCAACCAUUAUCCUCCAUGCCCUAAUCCUCAUCUAGCCCUUGGUGUUGGUCGUCAUAAAGAUCCUGGAGCCUUAACCAUUCUUACACAAGACGAGGUUGAAGGACUUGAAGUGAAACACAAAGCACAUGAAGAAUGGAUAAGAAUUAAACCCAUCCCAAAUGCUUACAUUAUCAACCUUGGUGAUAUUGUUCAGGUUUGGAGUAACGAUGCAUUUGAGAGUCCAGAGCAUAGAGUGGUGGUGAACUCUGAAAAAGAAAGAUUUUCUAUUCCAUUCUUUUUCUUCCCUGCACAAGAAACUGAGGUCAAGCCUUUGGAGGAGCUGAUAAAUGAUCAAAACCCUUCCAAAUAUAGGUCAUACAAAUGGGGCAAGUUUCUUGUUCACAGAUUCAACACUAAUUUCAAGAAACAUAAGGUGGGUAACAUUCAAAUUUAUGAUUAUAAGAUAACAUAGCAUAUUAGCAAUAACAUUUAUCUUAUGCAUGAAAAUUAUGAAUUGGGUAUAAUAUGUAGCACCGUUGAUCCAAAACACUGUUUCUGUUUCUGAAAUGAAUGGAUGUAAUCAAAUUUGCUGCUAAAUUCCCUAGCUAGUGUGCUUCGUGUAUGAAAUAAUCAAGUACCAUUUAUCAAGUUUAUCUAUAUAAUGUGGGAAUUGCACUUGGA
This is a messenger RNA of Vigna umbellata (rice bean), 803 nucleotides long. The record is from RefSeq and is a predicted model, not a curated record. Lineage: Eukaryota; Viridiplantae; Streptophyta; Magnoliopsida; Fabales; Fabaceae.